Molecule: messenger RNA, 4809 nt
Organism: Clarias gariepinus (North African catfish)
Lineage: Eukaryota; Metazoa; Chordata; Actinopteri; Siluriformes; Clariidae
Gene: gabra4
Product: gamma-aminobutyric acid type A receptor subunit alpha4
Exons: 9
Coding region: 238-1905 (555 amino acids)
Biological process (GO): gamma-aminobutyric acid signaling pathway; nervous system process; signal transduction
Cellular component (GO): synapse; GABA-A receptor complex; dendrite membrane
Molecular function (GO): inhibitory extracellular ligand-gated monoatomic ion channel activity; GABA-A receptor activity; benzodiazepine receptor activity
Source: RefSeq, a predicted model, not a curated record
CGUCUCAGCACGAGGAUGCUUUUACACAGUGUCACAGUUCUACCUUUGGAUUUAUAUUUCGCGUGAAGAGAUGGGACUUUAAACGGAUUUUUUUCGCUGUGCUUUUCCCAUUAAUUGGAGAUUUUUUUGGGGGGUGAGAUGGUAUUAGAGCUUUUGGCGCGGAUGCGCGCUUUUUCUCGACUGCUACCUUUCCCUGGGACAAGACAUUUGGAAAUGUGAAGGAGCUUAAAGUAUGGCAUGCAAAAGAUGGUCUCGGCCAAGAAGGAGACGGUGAUUGCGAUGUGCCCCACUUACAUUUCCACACUCUUCUACUUUCUGUGCGUUACGGCUUGCGUUAAGAAAAUCUCAGGCCAGGUAAAGAGGGAUGAGAAGUUAUACCCUGAAAAUUUCACCCAGAUCUUAGACCGACUCCUGGAGGGUUAUGACAACAGACUGCGCCCUGGAUUCGGGGGUCCGGUGACUGAGGUGAAGACUGAUAUCUACGUUACUAGUUUUGGCCCAGUAUCUGAUGUGGAAAUGGAGUACACAAUAGAUGUGUUUUUCCGACAGACGUGGGAAGACCGGCGGCUGAAAUAUGAGGGACCAAUCGAGAUUUUGCGGCUAAACAACCUAAUGGUGACUAAAGUGUGGACUCCUGAUACCUUCUUCAGGAACGGGAAAAGAUCUGUGGCUCACAAUAUGACUGCACCGAAUAAACUCUUCCGCAUAAUGAAAAACGGCACAAUCCUUUACACCAUGAGACUGACAAUCAGCGCAGAGUGUCCAAUGAAGUUAGUGGAUUUUCCUAUGGAUGGCCAUUCCUGUCCGCUUAAGUUUGGAAGCUAUGCUUACCCGAAGACCGAGAUGAUCUACACAUGGACCAAGCACUCCGUGGAAGUUCCUCCUGAAUCGUCCAGUCUCGUUCAGUAUGAUCUUAUUGGACAAACCGUCUCCAGUGAAACAGUCAAAUCCAUUACAGGUGAAUACGUGGUGAUGACGGUCUAUUUCCACUUGAAACGGAAAAUGGGCUACUUCAUGAUUCAGACGUACAUCCCGUGCAUCAUGACAGUAAUCCUUUCCCAAGUGUCCUUCUGGAUAAAUAAGGAAUCUGUGCCUGCCAGAACUGUCUUCGGUAUCACCACUGUCCUCACCAUGACCACUCUGAGCAUCAGUGCCCGUCACUCUCUGCCCAAAGUCUCCUAUGCUACAGCCAUGGACUGGUUUAUUGCUGUGUGUUUCGCCUUUGUUUUUUCGGCCCUCAUUGAGUUCGCUGCUGUGAACUAUUUCACCAACGUGCAAGCGGAACGAGCAAAGAAGAAGGCAGCCAAAAAUGCAGCUGCCAAGAGCUCCAUGCCAUCAGGCAAGGGCAAGGACACUGAGGAGAUUUUACAGCAAAUCUCAGACACUAAUGGCAACCUACGCAAACGUGUAAACUCCACGACUCAGUCUCAGCCCGACCCUAAGGGCAGCCAAAGAAAUGAAUCCUGCAGCAGAAGCUCCAUGGUCGUGUCCAAAGAGCUUCAGACAAGCCAGUUAUCAUCCAGCUCAACUGCAACAGGGAGCUCCUCAGGCCAAACACGAAUCCAGUCCAAAACCUUCACCCAAUCCAAAGCACUCUCUUCGGGUUCAGCUUCCAAAACCACGCCCCCUGCACCGCCUUCAACACCAACAGUCCCAGAGCUCUCAUCAGCCAACACACCCACCGGCUCUGGCUCUCUUUACCAUCUUCUAACCCCGAAGUUGGAGAAUAUGCAGAAAACAGAUGCCAAGGCUGCAUCCAGUGCUCAGCCAGCAGCUUCUCAGGGUGGGGCCAGCAAGAUUGAUAAGUAUGCACGAAUCCUUUUCCCAGUGUCCUUUGGGGCAUUUAACAUGGUGUACUGGGUGGUAUACUUAUCCAAAGACACCAUGGAAGCAAAAGGAGCCUAAAUCACAGAAUUGUCAGAUUUUGUCACAUUUCCUAAAGCCAAACAGCACAAAAAUUGUGCAACAUCCUUCCAAGGAUCGUGUCAAACAAAUUCAACAUAAAUCUUACAGUAAACGGACAAACAAAACAGCCCGGACAAGCACAUCAGGAGAUCAUCUGGGUAACAUAAUUCCAAAAUAUUUUAGAGGUCGUCAUCGAGUCCUUUUUUAGAAUGAGCAUGUGGAUAUAUAAAAAAAAACAGUCUUAGAUUUACUAGCCCUUUUAAAACGGAUCACAAAAUGGCAGGCACAUUUAUUUUCAAGCACAUAGGUGUAGGAAUAUUGCCACUGAAAAUAGAAACUUAAAAAGAAAUUACAAUUGAAACCAUUACAAUUUAAUCUAUUUUUCUAUUAGUAUGUGUGCAUUUUCUGGUAAAUUGUAUUCUACAUCACAAUUUGUUUUCAUGUUGAGACGCUUUUCUGUUCGUGUUAUCAGUUAAGAGGCUGUCUGAUAGAUACCAGCAGUAAGGAGUUUUCUCUUGGGGAACUUGCUUGGUGUGGGCGGAUAUCUGACCAUGAAGAGCAAAUCUGUAUGCAUGUCUUUUAUUUUUCUCAGAGAUACUGUAGUCGAAGGAGAAUUCACUAGCUACUCUAUUAUUUAUUUUGCUUCUACUUUAAGUAAAUUGAUUGUUAACUUUUGCAAUGUAUGUUGCACAGGCAUCUUAUAUCUCCACAAACUAAAGAGCCACCUUCCACCAGUUUGAACUGCAAUAUUUUUAUUAUAUUUUACAAAUCCCUUACUAUUUCCUUGCAUUAAGUAGUGGUUUAUUGGACAUGUGUGACGUUGAUAAAUGAUGAUGAUGAUGAUGAUGAUGAUGGUGAUUGACAGCAUGGAAGAGUACAGUAUGAAGCAUUGAUGAGUGCUCCAAGUGUCCAUACUGACAUUAUACAGUAUAUUUAGUAUGUCAUUAACAUUAUGCUUAUAUAAUUAUCCUUUUAAAACAUUUACAAAGCUACAUUUACAGCACUAUAUGAAUAUAAUAUUAAUUAUCCAUAGGAUGCUUGAAAUUUUGGUAAAUAGCAGUGGAAACUUAGCCCUAUCAAUUUACCAUUCCUACUAUUUUGGUUAUAAGAGAAUAUUAUCUGGCAUUUUCUGGAACCAUUAUUUGUUACUGCCUCCAGUUAGUCAUUAACUCACAAACUCGAAACUGGUUUUCCAGCCUAUUACCAGCUCCAGCCCUGAGUCAGCAGGCUUUCAUCUCAUCACAUCCCUUAAUCACACUCCUAUUGAUCACCCAGCCAUUACCAAAAACACCCCAACAUCCUUCAUUUAGUUAAUCUAAUCCAAAAUGACAAUGCAUUUUGCAUUCCUAACUCAACCCGUUAAGGAUAUAUCAUUUUAUUAUACAGCCUUUGAAGUUUUUUUUCCUCUAUUACUAAGAGAAGAAUUAAAAAGAGGUUUUCUUUGUGGUUUUCUUUUUAUUCUUUUGUUCCUGUUUUCCCCUUCUAUGCUCUAUUUCAGUUCCUUGCCUAAAGGCUAAGCAUAAAGCAGGGAAUUUAGUAGUGGUGGGUCCCUGGAGGGAUGGCACACUGUUCCAGACAUUUACCUCUACCAGACAAGUAGUCACUUAUACAAGGCACCAGAAGGCUUAUUACAUUUCAUACCCUUUGCCUUGUCAUUUUAGUUUGACAUUUCUCGCUACACUUUUCCUCUCGCUUUCUUUUGCUUUCUGUGAGCAUGUGUAAAUAGAGGACAUUGCCUCUGUAGUUUAUGGACAAAGCUAUCACUGGACUGAUGGAGCGUUCCAAAUGUCUGCCAUUUCUGGCUUUUCCGGAAGUGCACUUGAGUGUGAAAUUGACUUUGUACCCUUGCUAUCACCCCUCCUAAAAUAUGCUUUCUUUUUCUUUAUGCAUUCACUCACUCACAAAGAGACAAAAUCCUUGUUAACUUGUCAGUCUCUGAUACAUACUCUUUUUUUUUUUUUUGGCUUUCUGGUUUAACGACUAAUUUGGAUCAAUAUCACGUAAAAGGUAAAAAAAAAAACUAACAAGCCAUUAUUUUAGACCCUUUCGGUUGUAACUUGGAACAGUCUUUGAAAAGGUCCUAGGUCUACUGUAUGUGCUUGACUGACUGCAAGGGCUAUUAGCUCACACAACACCCCAAUUCUUCCACCUACAAUGCAGCGCAUAAUUUGACUCACUAGGCUGUAAUUGGCUUGGUUAAAAUCUGUGCUUAUUUAAUUCAAUUUUCUUUUUUAAAGUAUUUUUCACUUCAAUUGCCCACUGAUUAUUUUAGCUAUGAUGUUACAGUUCUGUGUUAACCUGAUAAAUUCCUCAGCCUUGGUUCUGUUUUCCUGUUUUUCAUCUUGCUUUCUUACAAUGUUUGUCUCUCUUUAUGCCACUUUUUUAAAAAUCAGAAAUGGCAUUGCCCUGUAAAUUCUAUUUAAAAUGCUCUCUGCAUGCUCUCGGACAGAUGGGGGGACAUCUUCUCUUAUAGUUCUACCACUGCCACUCGAGUAGCAGGGAACGUAUAAGAGUCUGCCUUGGUUAAACUGUACUCCGUGCACCCAUUCCAGAAUAUGGAGUGCAAAUAUUAUAAACUCUUUUUGGACAGCACAAAAAAAAGAGAAAAGAGAAUAACCAAAUCAAGGAGCGCACACAGAUUAUCCUUUUUCAUAAAGACUCUUUUGUGAGGGCAUACUUCAACCAAGAGGAAUAAUCAAAAGCUUCCUGUACAUAAUAUCAAUAAUAGAAUGUCUUUGUAAAAAAAAAAAGGGAAAAAAAGAAAACAUAUACACUUUGUGUUUUGUAGUAAAAAUGAAUAUUUAAUAUUACCCUAUGCAAGGUAAUUUACCUUAGAACUGUUGUAAAGAGCAGCUGCCUCACCUUAUUUCUAAAGCUGAGGUCACCAUUUAAGGUAAAAUAAAA